AUGACGGCGACUCCCUCCAGCAACCGGCUGAAGCUUACUCCCUCCAAUUCACCUUUUCUCACCUCCCGGCGUGCGAGAUCCCCGCUGCGUGGCCGACCCGUUUUCGAAUCCCGCCUUUCGCUCAAGAGAGUCGUUGGGACAACAUGCCGUUCGCCAACCGCCUUUGAUACCGUCAACGACUGUUUCGCCUACACCGCUGGCGGUGCCGUCGUCGUAGUGACUGUCGACGGCGAUCAGUACACUCAACGAUUUUACCGAGCACGGCCGAGCGUGGUUUCCCUCUACUCCGCCUCCCAGCAUGCGCCUUCUACACCGACGACAUCGACGGCCCCGAAAGCCAACGAUAGCCGCAAUCGAGCUGCCGGCCACCGGGAUUCUCACAGCGGUUCAGAUUGGUCCGAUGGGCCCGGCCCCAGGACAUGGACCAGUCGCGAGCGCAUCAAGGCGGCCACCUGCCUGGGUCUAAGUCCAGAUGGCAAGUACCUGGCCGUCGGCGAGACUGGAUAUGCGCCUCGAGUUUUGAUUUUCAACCUUCAAGAGACAUCGUCCGAUGUUCCCUUGGUCUCAAUUAAUGAGCAUACCUUUGGCGUCAAUGCCGUUGCGUGGUCUCCAGAUUCCAAAUAUCUUGCUUCACUCGGUGCUGCCAACGAUGGCUAUUUGUAUGUCUGGAAAGUCGACUCCCGCACCGGCCAUACAAAACUCUUUCAGCAAAACAGGUGCACAUCAUAUGUCAAGGAUAUGGUAUGGCUGGGAAAUUCUCUCAUUACCCUUGGUGUUCGUCAUAUCAAAAUGUGGAAAAUUGAUGAGAACGCUGGGGUUUCUCCUACCAAGCCCAAAUUUGGACUUGAUCACCCUCCCUUGUCGCCAAAUUCUCAAAAAACUUUGCCUGGCCGAAAUAUUAUUCUGGGAGGGCUUUUGGAGGCAACAUUUAACUGCGCUGCUGUCGACGGUGGUAGACUAAUCAUCUGCACAGAGGCAGGGGAGGUCUGCAUUUUAGAGGGCGACGAUAAGCAGACAAAAAUCAUCUGCGUUUUAAGCCUGGAUUUCUUUAUAUCGACGAUUGAAAUUCGAGGCGACGUUGCGUAUGUUGGGGGCAAAGAUGGCAACUUUGCCAAAAUUGAUGUCAUUGGGUUGAUGGACGGAAGCAAGGACUGCCUUAUUGGCACCUCUCAAAACCCGACAGGAUUAGCUGCUUUGGGCUUUACUGCUAAUAAUUCAGUCACCGUUGAUGCCAAAGGGUCGAUUGACAUCUGGGACUUGGAUUACAUACCCGGUCAAUCGGAAAACCCAUCAUACCAUAUCCAUAUUCCUGGCCAAGGAGAGCCUGUCGCUGGUAUCUACCCCAUGCAUAGGCCAAACGAAAUGCAAGCAGCUUUCUUGACGUGGUCGAACUCAGGGGUGGUAACCUUCUGGGACUUGGACGGCCAGAUGAAAAAGUCGAUUAGUAUUCCGCUGGAAUUCAUGAGCGUGCCAGACGCUACCGUGGAAUCAUCAAAUCAGUUGACUUGUGUCAAAAUCUCAAAAAGCGGACGUCUCUUGGUUACAGCUGAUCGUUUGGGAGUAUUAAGAGUCACAGAUACUUCCAAGCAAGAAUGCAUACUUGAUACUAAAGCUCACUCAGCUGAUUGUACAUCUAUCAGCCUGUAUGAAGAGGAGGAGAAAUUUCUAAUGGCUUGUUGCGGUAGGGACCGCACAGCACAGCUAUUCCACCGCACGUCUAGUGGAAAUAUUGAGCACUUUCAAACCAUUGAAUUUGCUGCUCGGGUCGUUCAGGUGCUUAUCCUAUCGCUUGACAAGGUAGUCACUUGUGCAUGGGAUCGAACCAUGCAGAUUCACGAUUUGGUCACCAAGGAGGGCAAUCCAGAUGCAAUCGCCGCCAUUUCUGCGAGAGUUGUUACUUUAAAGGCAUCGCCAACUUCCAUGACUGCAAGCUUGGACAGUAGGACAAUGUUUGUUUCCAUGCUGGACCGGUCGAUCUGUCAGUAUGAUCUCAGAACGGGCCGGCCAAUAAACUGCUUCAAAUGUAUGGAUGAGACUGGGAUAGAGUCAGCAGUUCUCGAAUCCCUUUCUAUUGAACAAGGCUCUCCCAGGGAUUCCGACUUUUUGCUGGGUGCGUCCAACACUGAUAAAUCCAUACGUCUUUAUGAUUCUAUUUCUGGGGCUUUUUUAGAUCGAGAAUGGGGCCAUACAGAGGCCAUCAAUGGAGUCUCUUUGGUUGAAGACAACGAUGAGGGCAGAAAGGUUGUGAGCGUUGCGGCUGAUGGAACAAUCAUGAUCUGGUCUCUUGAUGUGCACGAGCGACUGAGCAGAGAACCGUCGCCUGCGAGAGAUGCCACUUCUAGCAGGCCAACCCUGCGAAAAGUCUUAUCAAAAGCUGAAUUAGCGGAAUUCCAACGCCCGCGCGAAGUCUCAGGAGGACGACGUUCAAUAACACCACCACCUCCAUCGCAGUCCCGGACUUUGCGUAAGCGCACGUCUCGGCUCAACCUGUCUACUGCUACCAGCGCUAAGACGCCUUCUGGGACACAGCCAGCCAGCCCUGGUAGUGCCAGGAUUAUGGACGACACUCCAUCACGUCGAAAAGGCAUGGGAACUGAUGCUAGCAGCCCCCCGCUUAGCCCAAGGUCCCGGCUUUCUCGUAGGCCUUCGCUGCCAGUCUUGAAUGACCGCAUGGCACGCAAGAAGAAUUCCACGCCCAACUUACGUGGGAGCAGCUCGCUAAAUGCAGCGACAGAACAAGCUUGUCGCACUCUUAGGGCAUACAGGAAGAAGCUAUCGUCUGCAGAACCUAUAAACCCCGAGGCUCUGAGCGAACUAGAUCAAGAGCUGCGAUUCACUGCAGCUGCACUGGGCGAUCGGGCAAUCAGAAGCAGAGCAAUGAACGAGACUGUUCUAAGCGGGCUCUUAGACCAGUAUUCCGAAAGACUAGUCACCCUGUUGGACGAAAAGCUACGCCUCUCUAAUAGCCAACCCAUUGAACGGGACGUAGAGGUGUCGAGCGAAGACCGUCGUGGCAGCACAGACGAAACAUCAAGCACUACAUCGUCAUGA
Trichoderma asperellum CBS 433.97 is the source of this 3051-nucleotide messenger RNA. RefSeq lists its product as uncharacterized. Gene Ontology annotation, molecular function: protein binding. The record is from RefSeq and is a predicted model, not a curated record. Lineage: Eukaryota; Fungi; Ascomycota; Sordariomycetes; Hypocreales; Hypocreaceae.